This is a messenger RNA of Cladophialophora yegresii CBS 114405, 870 nucleotides long. RefSeq lists its product as uncharacterized. The transcript has 3 exons. The record is from RefSeq and is a predicted model, not a curated record. NCBI's taxonomy places the organism in Eukaryota, Fungi, Ascomycota, Eurotiomycetes, Chaetothyriales, Herpotrichiellaceae. The coding region runs from base 1 to 870 and encodes 289 amino acids.
AUGACUUCAACAGCAGAUCUCCGGGUCUCGUCGCUGUUUGAUUUUCACAACCAUGUCGUCCUGGUGACUGGAGGAGCCACAGGGCUGGGAGAAAUGGCCGCUCAAGGUUUUGUCCAGAACGGUGCGAAAGUCUUCAUUGCCAGCCGCAAAGAAUCAGAAUUGAAGAAGACCGCGGAUCGUAUAAAUGCCAUCGGGCCGGGCAAAUGCGAAUACAUCGUGGCCGACCUGAAAGACAAAGCCGGGUGUGAUGGGCUUGUCAAGGAGAUCAAGAAGCGCACCGACCGGCUGACAGUCCUGGUCAAUAACACGGGGGUCACUUGGGGUGCCCCGUACGACGACUUCCCUGAAAGCGGAUGGGACAAACUGAUGGCAUUGAAUGUCAAAUCCAUCUUCUACAUGACCGUUGGGCUGCACGAUCUGUUGCUUAAGGGCACCAACGCCGAUAUGCCGUCACGAGUCAUCAAUAUCGCCUCGAUGGCUGGAAUUCAGACCACCGAUGUUACAGCUUCCGGAGAUGGAGGGCUUUCAGCUCCAGGCCACGGAACCUACAGCUACGGUCCUUCGAAAGCUGCUUGUAUACACCUCACCAAGAUACAGGCGUCCAAAUUGGCUCCAGUUAACAUCAUGGUGAACUGUAUCUGCCCGGGAGUCUUUCCGUCGCGCAUGACGAAUUUUGGCAUCCAGAAAUAUAUGGAUACUUUGUUGGAGCGACAGCCUACAGGUCGAGUGGGAAAGCCAUCAGACUUUGCAGGGUUGGUGCUUUUCCUUAGUAGCGCUGCAUCGGCUCAUAUGACCGGUAAUGUCAUCGAGAUUGAUGGUGGCAGCAAUCUCACUGGAUGGAGAGCGAAGAAGAGGGACACUAAGAUAUAG